Molecule: messenger RNA, 1440 nt
Organism: Dinoponera quadriceps
Lineage: Eukaryota; Metazoa; Arthropoda; Insecta; Hymenoptera; Formicidae
Product: BRCA1-A complex subunit BRE-like
Exons: 4
Coding region: 221-1372 (383 amino acids)
Biological process (GO): double-strand break repair
Cellular component (GO): BRCA1-A complex; BRISC complex
Source: RefSeq, a predicted model, not a curated record
UCGUUAGUUUAUGUUCGUUGAUUGGUAUGUUGCGAAGUACGAAAAACGUUGAAACAGCGUUUGAGUAUACUCGAUAACGUCAUUCACAAAGGAAUGAUAUCUAACGAGAGCUACUUAGAUAAUACGCGACAUAUCAUCAGUUAAUUACAUAAAGCAACUAAAUAUAAACUCAUCUGCUAUCGCUUUUGAUUAUGCGAUUAUAAUUUUUUCGGCUUUAACGAUGUUAGACGAAUAUUAUCAACAUUACACGUUCGCGAACAACAUAGGUUCCUACAUAGAACCGCUUUUAAAGCGUGUUGUACACUCCAAAAGAAUCGGCAUUGCUUAUGGUGGAGUAAAAGUGAAUAUGGGACCGACAAGUUGCAAUAGACCCAAGAACGAUUGUUACAAGUUGAUGAUUCCUUAUGCAUGCGAAAAUCUUUUGUGGACUGUAUUAUUCGAUUCGCAGUAUCCUGAGAUAGGCCCGGAUUUUAUAUUCAACGAUCAGAAUUUUUUAAUGGAUCCAGACAUUGACAUUUUAUCUACCAAGGUACCAAGCCUUGUCAAAUGGGAUCCAACAGACAGUGAUGCAUUACUCAAUGUUUUGAUUGAAUUGUUAUUGUAUUACAAAGAAAUUCAGAUAGAGUCCCUCGCACAACAGAGUGAUCGAUUGCAUUUUGAAUAUAGCACGCUUGUUGGAGGAGCAGAAUUACCCAGGAAUGAUAUAGAAGUGAUAUUGUUACCGCUGGGAGGAAAACCAACAGAAGCAAGAUUUUUAAUUCGCAUAUCAAUGGAUUGUUGUUUACCUCCAUGUGUUGAUAAGUUACAUGACAAUGAAGCCAUGCUCCGUGUCACUUUUUAUGGACCAAAUUGGAAUCGUAUUGUACCAAAACUCUGUUUGUCCAAAACACUGGAAAAAACUUUAGGCGGACCUGAUACGUUGCAUCUUCCACAAUUUCCACCUACUAAAUAUUUAAUGGAUUAUGUUCCAGAAGUAAAAAAGUACAUUGAGGAAAAGAUAAACGCCGUGGUCGAGUGCUUCGAGAACAGAAGAGAUUUUAUCGCGACUGUGUUAAUGAUACAAGGCAGUAGCGUAAUAGAGUACGACACGAAGGAAUUUAAUAACAUGACUAUUAUGCUGGAAUCCCGAGACUUCCAUUUUCUAGUGCAUUUCCACCUUUCUGCAAAAUUUCCGAAAGAGCAGCCGCAAAUUACAUUGCAAUCGGUGUAUCAUAUGACGCCAGAAGGAGUUUUGUACGAAGAGGUACUGGAUAACGUGCCAUAUAGCCCUAGAUGGACGAUGAAUCAUAUGGUUGAAAUGUUCUUCACGCACAUCAUGGAAGAAGCGGUUCACAAAUUUCAGAAAAGCUCUGUCAAAAGUCAUCGUUAUUGAUUAUUUCUAUUCCAAAAGUAUAUAUUUUUAUUACAGAAUGUAUAUUUAAUAGUUGAUCAAAAUAAAGA